GUACCGUGCACUUCCCGCACACUGUAGUGUUGGUGGAUCAAAUGCCUGCGCUCUUGCACUUGACCCUAGUGGGCGGUGCAAACAAAUUUUAGAGACCAGAAAGCCCCUAAACCUCAAGCACAACUUUCAGAAGGCGCUUUUUAAAGGUCUCGUCACCAAAGAUCUUCGCGAGGUGUCAUUUAUGCAGAUAUGCACAAACUGAGAGACGCAGAGCAGUCGGUGUGAGGAAGUCUGUUUUUCUCUCUACUGUUCGGCUGUAUCUCAUGUCACGGACGCCUCAGUCUGUCGUCUAAUCAUCUGGACAUGAACGUCCUUCAAGAGUCCUGCUGCUCCAUCUUAGGAGUCCUCCUGGUUUUCCUUCUCCAAGGCUCAUGUUCUGAUCCAGAUACAGAUGUUGUGCGUAAAGCUGUUGGAGACUCACUGGAAUUAAUCGCUGAUUAUCCAAAAGAUGAUCUUGAAGUGCUGUGGAAAUAUAAUGAGACUAUAUUUGCUGAGUAUCGAAAUAGAGAUUUUCAAAAAGCAAAAUCUGUAUUAUUUAAUGAAAGGUUAAAGAUGUAUAAGGACAAUAUUAGUGUAAGAGUAACAGACCUUAGACUUCAGGAUUCUGGAAGAUUCUCUAUUGUUGGAGAAGGAAAAUAUAAACAAUAUAACUCAAAAUUAAUUGACCUUCAUGUUCAUGAGCUCGUCAGAGAUGUUCAGAUUGAGUUCAGUGAGUCCUGGCUGCAAUCAAAAAACAUCUGCGUGUUUGAUCUUCAGUGUCUGUCGUCCGGUGAUCCCAAGCCCUCCUACAGCUGGAGCGCUCCUCAGAUCCAGACUCGAGGAGCUCACCUGAACAUCAGCCUCCGUCCAGCAGAAAACACCACCCUCACCUGCACAGCCAACAACUCCUACAGCGCCAACCACACGACUCGGACUCUAGUGUGCACAGAGAGAGAUGAAGAUUCAAGUGUGUUCCCAGAGCAAAAUGCAGGUUUUCCUCUGGAGUAUUUGCUGAUUGCGGUUGGCGUCGGUGUCGGUGUCGUUGUUGUGGUCAUAUUCAGUACAACGCUCGCCGUGUGCUGCAGGAGGAGGAACAUUAAAGAAAAAGGAGAAAGUGAGGCUGGCAUUACAGUCUAUGAAGACGUGAACAUUGAUGGCCCGGCAAAGAAACGCUCUGAAAGUGUUGCAAACGGGAUGUCCAUUUAUGAAACGGUAAAAGACACAAAACCCUCACAGAACUUGCCUCAAACACUGUAUGACAAAAUCAACUACCAGCGCCACCCUGCGGUCAGCACCAGCGCCGGCACUUCCUGCUCUUUCCAGGAAGUCUUGAUUGGUCCUCCAUAAGUGAGACACAAAAAGGUGGUUCGUGUUGUUAUCUCUGGAUUGGAUGAACCAGUCUCCCGAAUGUAUUGUUGGCUACUUCGGUUGACCUUUGAACUCUUGCAUUAACUGUGCUGUGUAUUACAUGUAUCACGUUAAAAUACGUUUUUUAUAAACAGGAUCAUUUUAUUCUAUUUUUUUUUUUUUUUCACAAUGCAACAAUAUUACAUCAUGCACACUAUCAUUCAGAAGUGUGGGCUCAACUAAAUUCUCUAAAUAUGCUCAGCAAGGCUUAACAGUUAAAACAGUGAAAUAUGAAAAUAUUAUGAACUUUCUAUGUGAAUAUAUUGUGAAAUGUAAUUUAUUUUUGUGAUCAAAGCUGAAUAAACCUAAUUACUGGUUACUGUCAAACAGUAACAGUUCAUAUUUAUUGGAAACUUUGAUGCUUAUUAUUUUUCAUGAUUAUCUGAUAACUAGAAAGUUGAAUAGAACAGCAUUUAUAGAAAUCUUUUGUGUCAUUAUAAAAUUUAUUUACUGCUACUUUUAAUCAGUUUAAUGCAUCCUUG
Molecule: messenger RNA, 1868 nt
Organism: Carassius auratus (goldfish)
Lineage: Eukaryota; Metazoa; Chordata; Actinopteri; Cypriniformes; Cyprinidae
Exons: 8
Coding region: 304-1326 (340 amino acids)
Cellular component (GO): cell-cell junction; membrane
Source: RefSeq, a predicted model, not a curated record